GACACGGAUAAAGCCUUACAAGUGUACUGCAUUAGUUCGUGAAAACAUGUUUAUCAUCUGGCGUAAGGGCAUAAAGGAUUGGCAUAUUAUGCAUUGAUUAACUUCUUUCUAAUUAAGCUGAUCAUUGUCCUGUUCAGACGGCUGGGUGGAUAAAAAACAGAAGAGAAAAUCUCCCGACAGGUGAAGCACAGUGUUUUGGUCUGAAGGUUUCAGCUCAAGUGUAGUGAUUCGUGGUGUUCAGAUUGUGUCGAGUUGUAGACUUUGAAGCCAGCGGUUGUGUCCACGGAGAGUGUGCUUGGAGAGUCUAGAUGCAAGCAGACACAUACUAUAGUUACGGGUACACAUGCUUGUCGUUCACCAAUUGUUGUAUUAGGUACACAUGUGUAACCGUUUAAUUUCGUGAAACGGAUAAAAGCAUUUGUAAAAAUUAAUUUGCGUAAGCAGAGGUGGUGUCGGUUGAAUUUCAGUGAAGAAAAAGAAACUGGUGAAAAUUACUUUUCCAACGUACGUUUUUGUGUUAAUGUAAACUUUAGUAAAGGCAUAUGUGAAACUUUUUUUCUUAAGCAGAGAUUUGUUCCCACUGAAUUUCAGCGAAGGACAAAAGGACUUUCAAAAAGCACUUUCCUUGCAUUCGGGUUUGUGUCCUAUACUUUUUUUGGCAAAAAGGGAAAACAAUUUAUGAAACUUACCAAUAAUUGUGAAAGUUAUUCUGAUUUUGAAGAUCAAACAAAUUAAAUGGCCGAUUCGAACGCUGCCUGGUACGAGCAAAGAGACAUCACGGAAAGCUCGGGCUCGAGCGAAGAGGACGUUGUUAAGACGUCCAUCACGGAGCAAGAACUGCGUGCCCUGAUUCAUAGACUAUCCAGACCCACAGUGGCAUCCAGGGCCAAGCGUGCCUUGUUCUGGAAGAUCGACAGUCCCCUGGACAGAAGCAAAGUCGACUGGAACAAGAUGGCCAUGUUUGAUGACAUCCACAGGUGCAUAUGGACGGACCAUGGGUCGCUGAAGCGAACGUGCAAGAUUCGACCCGUUAACAACCAGAUGUGAUUCUUCAAUGUAGAAAUGCAUUUUUGGUUUUCGUUCUGGACAACGAGAUUUUAAAUGUUACGCAUGCUUUAGCAUUUUCCCAUGCUAUGUCAAACAUCCAGAUGUUACAAUGAAGAGCAAUUUCUUUCAGCAAAUAAUAUUUCAAAGCAUUCUUAGCACAUAAUAAUUACGACAGCAGCAUGUAAUUGAAUUGUGAUACUAGUACAAUGCAGGGCCGUUGGAACGAUACGUGAAGUUGGGUAGAGGCACUCGCUACAAACAUUUUAAAAUAUUUUUUUAUGUAAAUGGUAAACCAUAAAAAAGUAAACGUUUUGGGCGGGGGGGGGGGGGGGGUCACAGCCCCCUGAACACCCCGGUUCCUACGGCCAAGCAAUGAACGCUGAGUUGUUAACUGUUUAUGGUUUUGGAGGGACUAUACUGAGUUUGCUGCCAUUGCAAGAUGUUUACAACUAAUAAAAUAUUUUAACAACUAAAAAUGCAUACCGGUAUUAAAUACAGUUUCUUGUU
Gigantopelta aegis is the source of this 1554-nucleotide messenger RNA. RefSeq lists its product as uncharacterized. The transcript has a single exon. NCBI's taxonomy places the organism in Eukaryota, Metazoa, Mollusca, Gastropoda, Neomphalida, Peltospiridae. The record is from RefSeq and is a predicted model, not a curated record. Bases 736 to 1047 code for a protein of 103 amino acids.